This is a messenger RNA of Aspergillus pseudonomiae, 1358 nucleotides long. RefSeq names its product Sas10/Utp3/C1D family protein. Gene Ontology annotation, molecular function: DNA binding; RNA binding. The transcript has 3 exons. The record is from RefSeq and is a predicted model, not a curated record. Gene Ontology annotation, cellular component: nucleolus; exosome (RNase complex). NCBI's taxonomy places the organism in Eukaryota, Fungi, Ascomycota, Eurotiomycetes, Eurotiales, Aspergillaceae. Bases 105 to 815 code for a protein of 236 amino acids. Gene Ontology annotation, biological process: maturation of 5.8S rRNA; regulation of gene expression.
UAAGAUUAAGACUGAGCUACUGACCGCCCUAUACACCGCCUGUAGAUAAAAAAUUGAUAUAAUCCGUGAACUAAUUCUCAGUGCCGACAAUCAUCAUUCAGAAGAUGGACGCAACCGAUUUAUUGCCGCUGCUUGAGCAGCUGGACGAUCAUGUCGAUGAUCUGGAAGAAGCUCUGGGGCCUGUCCUGAAUAGUGCCAUUACUGACACGUCAAAAAAACUUCCUGUAUUGGACAAGGCAAAGUUUCACGUUCUGAUUACUUACGCCUUGGAAUCUCUGAUAUUCUCUUAUUUACGUCUCCAUGGCGUCAAUGCUAAAGAGCAUCCUGUGUUCCGAGAACUAACCAGAGUGAAGCAAUACUUUGAGAAAAUUAAGGCGCUGGAAGCAGAGCCAGAGCAGCGGACAUUGACACUUGACAAGCAGGCUGCAAGUCGCUUCAUCAAGCAUGGUCUUGCCGGGAAUGACAAAUUCGAUAUGGAGCGCAAAGAACAACAAGCGAAGGAGAAGGCGCGUGCCCAGUUGAAGGCUUCCUUAUUAGCCAAGAAGGCAGCAGCAGCAGCACCUGAGACCUCGUCGAAGAAGUCUGGGACCGAUUCUGAAUCUGGUUCAGACAGUGAGUCCGAUAGUGAAAAAGCGAAGGCAACAACACAUUCCGGAGAUUCGGCGAAGAAGAGCAAAGAGACGAAAGUAGACAACACCGUUAAACGUACAUCUGCCAAGAACAAGAAAAAGCGCAGUAAGGACAAUCUCAAAGACGAGAAGAAGGACCGGAGAAAGAAGAAGCAAGAAUCCCGGAAAGCAAGGAAGGCACAAUGAACAACUUCGAACGCUGCACCAUAUCGUCUGACAGGGCCGAAGAGGAACAUGUUGUGUCUUAGGUGUGAUCGGCUGGUUCCGAUCUUUGAGUUUGCAUUGGAGUCUCGAUGAGCCUUCACUUUCGCAAAAUGCGUGCAUCCCAGCACUGCUGUGCUUCUCUCCAGGUAUAUGUUGAAGGCGCUUCUAUUGUAUCUAACGAUGGCUGCCUCAUCCCUUUAUAGCACUUGGGGCACUCUGUUGCGAUAUACGUAUCUACAUGUACGAACUAUGUGGAUGCCCCAGACACCGCGCACACGAGCCACAGGAUGAACCCUGGCCCGUGUAGCGAAUGAUCUAAAAAUGGUCUAUUGAUAAUCUGCCUGGACUGGCUUUUUUCAUGGGAUCAAUCUCCAGAGAAACUACUUAGUUGACUAAAUAGAUUAAGUGGCAAGUCGCAUUUCUGAAUCUAUUGAGCUAUCUUUUCAAUGCCGUAAGCUUAAAUCAUAGGAGCGACUCAGCCUCCAAUUUGUGGGUCAGAUAGAGAGAUAUAAACAUGAGUCAUAA